This is a messenger RNA of Medicago truncatula (barrel medic), 1964 nucleotides long. RefSeq names its product glutathione gamma-glutamylcysteinyltransferase 1. The coding region runs from base 142 to 1647 and encodes 501 amino acids. The record is from RefSeq and is a predicted model, not a curated record. Lineage: Eukaryota; Viridiplantae; Streptophyta; Magnoliopsida; Fabales; Fabaceae. The transcript has 7 exons. Gene Ontology annotation, biological process: phytochelatin biosynthetic process; cellular detoxification of cadmium ion; detoxification of copper ion. Gene Ontology annotation, molecular function: glutathione gamma-glutamylcysteinyltransferase activity; metal ion binding.
AUAUCUUAAAAAAAAAAAGUUUGACCCAGAAAAAGUGCGAGUAUCUUCAUUAGCCAUCAUUAGGGGAGUUUUAUAAGAGGGUUUUUGUGUUAGUUGUAAUUUCGGUUACAAUUCGAAAAGCGAGUGAAUCAUCAGAACAGAAUGGCGGCGAUGGCUGGUUUGUAUAGAAGGCUUCUUCCUUCACCCCCUUCCGUUGAUUUCGCUUCUUCUCAUGGCAAACAACUCUUUUUUGAAGGCAUUCAAAACGGAACUAUGGAAGGUUUUUAUAGAUUGGUCUCUUAUUUUCAAACUCAAUCCGAACCCGCUUUCUGUGGUCUCGCUAGUCUCUCCAUGGUCCUCAAUGCUCUUGCCAUUGAUCCUGGAAGGAAAUGGAAAGGACCUUGGAGAUGGUUUGAUGAAUCCAUGUUGGACUGUUGCGAACCUUUAGAAAUGGUCAAAUCCAGAGGUAUCUCAUUUGGGAAACUUGUAUGCUUGGCUCAUUGUGCUGGAGCCAAAGUUGACGCCUUUCAUGCAAGUCAGAGCAGCAUUCAUGAUUUUCGUAAAUAUGUCCUCAAGUGUUCAACUUCGGACGACUGUCAUGUAAUCUCAUCAUACCACAGAGCUGCUCUCAAACAAACGGGAAAUGGCCACUUUUCUCCUAUUGGAGGCUAUCAUGCUGGAAAGGACAUGGCAUUAAUUUUGGAUGUUGCACGUUUCAAGUAUCCUCCCCAUUGGGUUCCACUUACACUCCUUUGGGAAGGCAUGAAUUAUAUUGAUGAAUCCACUGGACAAUCUAGGGGGUUCAUGCUUAUAUCAAGGCCACAUAGGGAACCUGGCAUGCUUUAUACUCUGAGUUGCAAACAUGAGAGUUGGAAUAGUAUUGCAAAAUUCCUAAUGGAUGAUGUCCCUUUUCUAUUAAAAUCAGAGGAUGUGAAAGACAUUCAUAAGGUUCUUUCAGUUAUAUUCACAUCAUUGCCAUCUAAUUUUGAAGAAUUCAUCAAAUGGGUUGCAGAGAUCAGGAGGCGAGAGGAUGGUGAUUCAAGUUUAAGCGCAGAAGAGAAAACAAGGCUCGCUGUCAAGGAAGAGGUAUUGGGACAGGUGCAGGAAACGAGACUUUUCAAACACGUGUCCUCUUUUCUGUCAAGUUCUUGUGGAAGACAGAAACUAACUUCAGGUGAUGGAGACACCUUACCUGCCAUUGCCGCAAGUGUUUGUUGCCAAGGAGCAGAAAUUUUAGAUGGAAAACUUAGCUCAUCGGCAGCAUAUUGCUGUCCAGAAACAUGUACAAAAUGUUGGAAUGCUGAAGAUGACAAAUCAAUAACAAUGGUUAGUGGAACUGUGGUAAAUGGUAACACUGAGCAAGGGGUUGAUGUGCUGAUUCCUUCAUCUUCUGGGAAAUUGUGUUGCACUUGCUCUAGCAAAAAGAAUAUUAGGAUGCAUCCAGCUAGCACUGAUGUUCUAACAGUGCUUAUACUGUCCUUACCAUCUACAACAUGGGCUGGCAUCACAGAUAAUCAGCUUUUGGCGGAAAUUCAUGACCUGGUUUCAACUGAAAAUCUUUCUACUUUGCUUCAAGAAGAGGUUCUGCACUUGAGACGUCAACUACAUAUUCUGAAGAGAUGUCAAGAGGGUAAAGUAGAUGAGGAUCUCGGUGCUCCUUCCUCUUAGCAACUCUCACAUAUUUAUCAUGUUUAGAUUCACGUCCACGAGAUUCCACUGCACAGCUUAUAGUCACCAAAAUUCUGCUUCUGCUUCAACUCACACUGUCGUUGUGGAAACACAAGUUUGUAAACACAUGCUUAAUCAUCCAUAUCGAGGCUGAGUUUGUGAUGUAAGCCAGGGUAUUGGCAUUAUAAAUUUAUGUUACAGAACCUGAAAUACAUUCGAUUUGAUUUGUUUUAUCACACAUCGAUGAUUACCUAUGUUGUGGGAAUGAGGUUAAUUUUUUCACACAUGUUUCAUAACAAAUCUGUUUGGUACAUAAA